Salvia miltiorrhiza (redroot sage) is the source of this 1427-nucleotide messenger RNA. Its product is annotated as protein CutA, chloroplastic-like. Gene Ontology annotation, molecular function: copper ion binding. The coding region runs from base 629 to 1126 and encodes 165 amino acids. Gene Ontology annotation, biological process: response to metal ion. The record is from RefSeq and is a predicted model, not a curated record. The transcript is spliced from 7 exons. Lineage: Eukaryota; Viridiplantae; Streptophyta; Magnoliopsida; Lamiales; Lamiaceae.
CCCCAACUUUCUUCCCCUCUCUACGCAAUUCUCCUACACAGCACCAAAUCUAAUCUCAUCGCCGACUAUAAGGUAACUUUCGUGUUGCUGGUAUUGCCAGUUUUAUAACUUCGGAUUUUUAUCAGUGGCAUUUCCCGAUCAUUCUCUCUCUCUUGAAUUUGAGCUAGAUUCCCUAGCAAGCGCCGCAAGUUCGAUUUGUUAGCAUAUUAUUACAGUUUAUUAGUCGAAUAUUACAUUCCUAGGUUCCACAACAGUUUUAUCUUUUAAUUAUUCAAGAAAUAGCCUUUUGAAUCAUUACUUGAUUAACCUUGAGCUGUUGAUGGCGCUUUAUAUUCAUUUUUUUAUUAUAAGAAUCCUCAGAUGAAGUAGAAAGCUUAUCCCUUUCGUUUCGGUUAGGUUGUGCUAGUCCGCUUUUCUGUAAUCCGGUUUAGGCGAAUCAUUUAGAGAGAGUAAGUCGUUUGCAGUGGAAUAUUUACGUUUAGAUGAGGAAUACCAAACUUCGAAAUGUAUGAAACUAAAUUGAAUGCAGUGGUUUGGUUACUUCCAAAUUUGAAAUUUUCAUCUGCAUAAACUAGAUAGAGUAAUGGUGUCGGCUUUCUUUACUUGGGGGUCUGAAAAGUUUUAGUAAAUGCUUGUGGUAUCAGUGGUCCGUCGGCGACUCCCUCUGGUGGGUGCCUUCUGUGUUCUUAGUUUGGGCUUCUCCAAUCUCUGCACCGUUUCUCUAUCUUCAAGAACAGGGACGAAAUUUGGUACACAGUCUGAGAAUAAGAAAUUCCAUACUGUAAGGAUGGAAGCAAGUAAGACGACUGUGCCCAGCAUUGUUGUCUAUGUUACAGUUCCGAACAAGGAAGCGGGGAAAAAGUUGGCUGAAAGCAUAGUCAAAGAGCGGCUCGCAGCAUGUGUUAAUCGAGUACCAGGUGUUGAAUCAGUUUAUGAGUGGAAAGGAGAGAUACAAACUGAUUCUGAGGAGCUGCUUAUAAUCAAGACCAGGGAAUCUCUUCUAGAGGCUUUAACUGAGCAUGUGAAGGCAAAUCAUGAAUAUGAGGUGCCUGAGGUGAUUUCCUUGCCCAUAACCGGUGGCAAUCUCCAGUAUUUGGAGUGGAUUAAGAACAGUACUAGGGACUAAGAUCACAUGCAGGCGCAUUAUCAGUUUGCAUUGCAUUAAAUAAGUCUUAAUGUACAUACUUAUCAUCUGAUUGCGCCCGUGUGUGCUCUGGAAUGUGGAUAUUCUCAUAUCUAUGUGAUGAAUUAUGUUGUCGAGUAGCAAACUGUAUACGUUUUUUUUUUUAUCGUUACUAAGUGCAGGUAGAUGUGGGCGUAAUGGAAACAAGAAUGUCUGGUUGAAAUGAGUGAUUAUUUAUAGGCUGUGCACAUAUAGUUUCAUGUUGUGAAAUGUGAAGGCAUGGUUAGAAACUGGUUUAUGCAAA